This is a messenger RNA of Chrysemys picta bellii (western painted turtle), 3823 nucleotides long. RefSeq names its product polo like kinase 4 (gene PLK4). Gene Ontology annotation, molecular function: ATP binding; protein serine/threonine kinase activity; protein binding. Gene Ontology annotation, biological process: mitotic spindle organization; protein phosphorylation. Gene Ontology annotation, cellular component: nucleus; cytoplasm; spindle pole. Lineage: Eukaryota; Metazoa; Chordata; Testudines; Emydidae. The record is from RefSeq and is a predicted model, not a curated record.
ACAGGGGCAGGACUCGACCAAUUCCUCCGGGACGGGAAGCUUGGAGCAGCAGCCCCGCCCCCUCCUGCUACCUGCUGGGGUGGUGCCUUUCCCAUCCCCCGCGAGGGGAGUGAAUUCCUCCCCCGGCUGUGUUGUGCUGGCUCAGGGCCUAAGGCUUCCCAGGGGGCGCCCCGGCGCAGUAAGCGCGACUGGGGAGGAGGACACGGAUAGGGUGGCCUUUCCCCCGGUCGUGCCCACCACCUCCUGGCAGCCUGAACCCUGGCAGGUGGCAAGUGUGAAUUCAAUAGCACCGUUUGCUCCUAGGGGACCCCCGCUCUCUCCCCAAGCCUAGUAUUUCUGGUGCAACCUGAUCUCAGACCACACUACCAGGCAGAUGGUUUCUACUGCCUCUGGGCGUGUUCGCUUGAUUGCUCUGCUGUCCAGACCCCGCAUGAAUCCUGCAGCUUCUGUCUCCCAAUGACCGCAAGCCCGGUGGCCAGCUGGCUGCAGUGCAGCAGACACUUGUUACUCCACUGUUAACUGCAUGCGUUUCAGAAGCACCUGUCGCUGCGGUCUCUGGCCUUCUUUGGUACAUCAAGGAGAAGGCAAAGACCAAGAUUUUGGCGUAUUUUGAAGUUACUCUGCUACCAGUCUGUACUACUACUCAUGUCAUGACUCAGGAGACAGAACAUGUAUAUGAUUCUGGUUGUGGUCAAUCGGAGUUUUGUCUGGACUGGAGAGUCGUCGUGUUGGAAGCUCGAGGUCGAUUAGAAGUACAUUGCAGAUUAGGGCCAGAGACUAUAACAAAUACUUUCCCAUAGAAAUUCUCAGCCUGAACAGGAUUUCAAGGUGGGGAACCUUCUGGGGAAGGGCUCCUUCGCCGGGGUCUACAGGGCAAUAUCCCUAAAAACUGGCCUGGAAGUGGCCAUCAAAAUGAUAGACAAAAAGGCCAUGCACAAAGCUGGAAUGGUACAGAGAGUUCAAAAUGAGGUAAAGAUACAUUGUCAAUUAAAACAUCCUUCUAUACUUGAGCUUUAUAAUUAUUUUGAAGAUAGCAACUACGUGUACCUGAUACUAGAGAUGUGUCACAAUGGAGAAAUGAGCAGAUAUCUAAAGAACAGAAUGAAGCCUUUUUCUGAAGAAGAAACGCGACACUUUAUGCAUCAGAUUAUCACAGGGAUGUUGUAUCUUCAUUCUCAUGGAAUAUUACAUCGGGACCUCACCCUUUCUAACCUUCUACUCACCAGUAAUAUGAACAUCAAGAUUGCUGAUUUUGGACUAGCAACGCAAUUGAAAAUGCCUCAUGAAAAGCAUUACACAAUGUGUGGAACUCCUAAUUACAUUUCUCCAGAAAUAGCCACACGGAGUGCACAUGGACUUGAAUCUGAUGUGUGGUCUUUGGGGUGUAUGUUCUAUACUCUUCUUAUUGGGAAACCACCUUUUGACACUGACACAGUCAAGAACACAUUGAAUAAAGUAGUAUUAGCAGAUUAUGAAAUGCCAACUUGUUUGUCAGGGGAAGCUCAAGACCUUGUACACCGGUUACUUCGUAAAAACCCAGCAGAUCGUUUAAGUCUUUCAUCUGUACUGGAUCAUCCUUUUAUGUCCAGAUAUAACUCGGCACGAAGUAAAGAUUCAGGAACCGUGGAGGAUUCAAUGGACAGUGGAAAUGCCACAAUCUCUACAGCCUUUACUGGCUCUUCCAGUGUCAGUGUAAGUGGUUGCUUGAAGGAAAAGAAAAAGCUCUUGGUUGGUCAGCCACUCCCAAAUAAAAUGACUGUAUUUCCUAAAAAUAAGAAUUCCAGUGACAUUUCAUCUGUGGAUGGAAGCAGUUCUUAUAAUCAUUGGGGAAUUCAGGGAAAAGAAACUGGCAUAAGUGGUAGGGGAAGAACAAUGCAACUUACUGAAGAGAGGCCACAUUCACGUUAUCUUCGGAGGGCCCAUUCUUCUGAUAGGUCUGGCGCAUCUCGCAGUCAGAUUCAAGGAAUAUCAAACACUGUGGAGAGAUGCCAUUCCAUAGAACUGCUUUCAACGACCAGAGUAGGAGUGAUGGAAAAUACAGAAAGAUUUUCACCUGUAAACAGCUAUGGUGAUAUUCCCCCUAUAUUUAAGGAUAAGACUUCCUGUAGUUCUGGUUCUUUUGAAAAGCACACAUCUCCACCUGUGAAAGACCAAACACACUCAAAUUAUCUCUGUCCAAUGAAGCCCAGUAUUGGUUUAUUAGAACAGAAGUCCCAGACUGAAACAAUGCAGCAGUGGCUUGGAAGCAUACAGACAAACGCUCAGCUGAGAGAGCCUCUGGAUCACAUCAAUACUGAUAACACAAAUGGAGGUUUCCGAUACCAUCUAGGUGUGCAGCAAGAAACAUCAAGAAAUGCCUGGAAUGGCUUAAAAGAUAAAAAAAAUCCCAGUGCCCCCAUUGACACUGCACAUUCUAUAAAUGAGAUCAGUACAAAGAAAUAUACCUCUGGACUUCAAUGUAAAUCUGACAAAGCUCAACCAGCAACUGCAUUUGGUCUCUAUCCAACUUCAGAACAAGGAAAAAUCAGGGGCAAAGAACUAUUAGGACAUCAGAAACCUACACUGCGAAGUAUUGUAUCUCCUCUGAAUGCUCACAGGCUAAAAUCAAUCAGACAAAAAACAAAAAAUGCAGUGGUGAGUAUUUUAGAUGCAGGAGAAGUGUGUAUGGAGUUUCUGAAAGAACUCCAUUCCCAAGAGCUUGUGAAAGAAGUUCUCAGAAUAUCUUGUGAUGGAAGUGUGAUCACAGUUUAUCAUCCAAAUGAAGGAAGAGGCUUCCUUCUUGAUGAUGGUCCUCCCUCUCCUCCUGAAGAUGUUGUUCUAUACAACUUUGACAACUUGCCAGAAAAGUACUGGAAAAAGUACCAGUAUGCAGCCAAAUUUGUACAGUUGGUAAGAUCCAAAACACCAAAAGUUACCUUCUAUACAAGAUAUGCUAAGUGCAUGUUGAUGGAGAAUUCACCUAUUGCAGAUGUUGAAGUUUGUUUUUAUGAUGGGGCAAAAAUACACAAGACAGCAGGUAUUACUCGAGUGAUUGAAAAAUCUGGGAAAUCCUACACUUUGAAAGAAGAAAGUGAAAUUGGCCUGAAGAAGGAAAUACAAAUAUAUAUGGAUCAUGCAAAUGAGGGACAGCGUAUUUGUCUUGCAUUGGAAGCUGCUGUUUUGGAAGAAGAAAAGAGAAGUGAAAGUGUUCCCUUUUUUCCAAUAAUUGUUGGAAGGAAGCCAGGCAACACUGAAUCUCCGAAGGCUUUGGCACCUCCCUCUACUUUAGUGGAUGUAAACUGCGCAGCGAGAGAUGCUACCUCAGUGGAUAGAAAUAUAGCUGUGAGCUCUACUCCUUGUCAUGUUCCCAGCAUAAAACCUUCUAUAUCCUAUGAAGGCUCUGUGUUCACCACUACCAUUCCUGAAACAACCUGCUCCUCCAAUCAGCAAAAGGAGUGUAGUCCAAAUUCAGCCCAGCUUUUAAAAUCUGUAUUUGUGAAAAAUGUUGGUUGGGCUUCUCAGUUGACUAGUGGAGCAGUGUGGGUUCAGUUCAAUGAUGGAUCCCAGUUGGUAGCACAAGCAGGUGUCUCUUCUAUCACUUACACAUCUCCAAAUGGCCAAACAACUAGGUAUGGAGACAAUGAGAAAUUACCAGAAUACAUCAAAGAGAAGUUGCAUUGUCUGUCUUCAAUUCUUGUGAUGUUUACCAAUCCAGCUGGCCCCCCGCUGACAUUGGGCUAGAAGGCUUAAUAAAUAACUUGCUGGCAUUCAAGUAAAAUGACUGAUUUACUCAGCUUACCAGAAACUCUUAUAGUUCAGAAAUUCUACUCAGUGAUGUCUGCUA